AAUGAUCUGGUGAAUAGGCAAUUUAUUUAAUUCCUUUGGCAUUUAGAGGUACAAACAGUAAUUGCUAAUGUUUAAUUAGAGUUAUGAGGGGGUCCUUGGAAAAAUGUCUCCCCUUGAUCCAAAAACUGUUUCUAGCUAAAAUACCAAAAUUGCAAAUUGUCUUCACUUUUAAAAAUAUUGACAUAUUGCAAGCAUUUUUUGUUACCAAUUCGCCUUUAAAAAGAACUUGAAUGAUACUGUAGCUGGAGUUUUUACUGGCUUCUGAUUUUAAAGCUAGUUAUCCAUCAAUUUGUGUAUAUGUAAUAAUAUGAGGAAUGAAUAUAUGAUGGAUGAAUAAUGACGAAAAAAUGAAUAAUGAAUAUACAUUAUGAGGAGUUCGCAGCCAUAACGGCCCUCUGAGUGAAAUUAUAACUACGAUGUGGGCCGCGACAAAACUUGAGUUUGACACCCCUGAAUUGUUUACUGUAAAUAAAAGUGUUGGAACACCGUUACCAUGGCAACACACAAACCCAUCAUGGCGUCCCUGUUGACAGACCCGCUGUUUGAAAUCUCUGGACGGGGUCCCUCAACUAACAAAAACUUCUAUAAUUGCGUUGUUACCAAGGAAGACGUGAUAUGGAGAUGGUGGAUGAUAUCUCCCAGAGCUGUAUACAGGCUUUCAAAGCCUGGUCAAAUGACCAUGUCUCAUGAGGACUUCCUGGAUGACAGCAAGCUACAAAAUGAACUCGGCAUGAUCUUUGGCUAUGGUGCCUUGCAGUACACCAAGGCUCUAUGCCAAGGCCAUUUUGAUUACCUGGCACGUCUCCCUGACUCCUUACUUCUGCAGAUUGUCAACUAUCUGGAGCUCGAAGAUGUGGGUCAGCUUGGACGAACUUCGCAUAGGUUCAGGGAGCUAUGUGGCUCAGAGGAGUUCUGGGAGCAGGCAGUGCGGCGGUGCUGCAAAACAGUUUCCCCCGAGGUACCUGCCCUGGCACGAGAGGUGGGUUGGCGUAGCAUCUUCUUCACCAACAAGCUGCAGCUACAGAAGCUCAUCAGCCGCCGCAGGCUGAGGGCCGAAGAGGAGAAGGCCGAGCUUACUCCUGGGAAAAGCCGCUGUGAAAAAACAAGUGCAGCAAAUGAACUCGGAGCUCACCAUCAUUCCGGGAGGCUUGACGAAGGAACUCCAACCGCUGGACAUCGGUGUAAACAGGGCGUUCAAAGUGAAGUUGCGAGCGGCGUGGCAGCGAUGGAUGACAGAUGGCGAACACAGCUUUACUAAGACUAGGAGGCAGCGCUGAACGUGUUACGCCACCAUAUGUGAAUGGAUUGUGGAUGCCUGGGUUAAUCUGCUUUGACUGUUGUCCAAGCUUUAGCGACAGCCGGCAUCAUUGCAGAACAGCCCCCCCGGCAACGAGACUGACUCCGACAAUGACGAGAGGGAACCCGGCAUGUUUGAUGGAGUACUUGCCCAGCUGUUCAUUUCGGAUACAGAAGAUGAGGACUUUGAUGGAUUUGUGGAUGAGGAUUGUUCAAAAAAUAACAUUAGUACAUUGUUAAAUACUUCAAUAAAGUACAACCGAACUCA
Phyllopteryx taeniolatus (common seadragon) is the source of this 1564-nucleotide messenger RNA. RefSeq names its product F-box protein 36b (gene fbxo36b). The coding region runs from base 494 to 1258 and encodes 254 amino acids. Gene Ontology annotation, molecular function: protein binding. NCBI's taxonomy places the organism in Eukaryota, Metazoa, Chordata, Actinopteri, Syngnathiformes, Syngnathidae. The transcript is spliced from 5 exons. The record is from RefSeq and is a predicted model, not a curated record.